AUGCACCGCUUCGAGAAGAUAGACGACGGCGUCGAGGAUGUGGAGAAGUACCGUCGAGGCGGGUAUCAUCCAGUCCAACUGGGUGAUGUCUUCAACCAGCGAUACAGAGUGAUUGGGAAGUUGGCGUUUGGCCAGUUUUCGACGGUGUGGUUGGCGCGUGAUCAACUACGGCAAGGACAAGUAGCAUUGAAGAUUCUCAAAGCAGAUGCAUCGACGAAUAGCAAUGAAGCGUCUACAUUGCUUGAACUAGCGGAGUCAAGUCAUCCCGGCAAACGACAUGUGAUUGAGCUACUGGAUAGCUUCACGCAUGAUGGACCUAAUGGACGACACUUGUGUCUUGUGCUUCCGGUGAUGGUGUCUGAUGGGCAGGGGAUGGCUGAUGCUGGGAAACCGCAUCAGGUGGGAUGUGUACGGGCGAUUGCGAGACAGCUUGUUUUGGGUCUUGACUUUUUGCAUAGUCUGGGGAUUGUGCAUUGUGACUUACAACCGGCGAAUAUCAUGGUUUCACUGGAUGAAACGAUAUAUACCGAACAGCUCCUAGAGCCCCCUGAAUUCCGACCUGUCAGAUGGCUAGAGGGGAUGGAAAGAGACGACAGCGCUCCAGAGUAUCUGGUGACAUCACAACGACCGCGAGGCCAACUCGACGACGCCGACUUUGCCACGCUGAUGAUCAAAAUUGGCGAUUUGGGGGGAGGAAUCAGAGUGAAAAAUGCACUAUCGACUGCGUCGAGAUGCAAUGAGUGGCCCGUGACGCCGACGGCCAUUGCCGCGCCGGAAUUAGUGAAUCGGGGGAUCUGGGAUGCGAGCAUUGAUAUCUGGGCAUUGGGGUGUUUGGUAUGUCUGAUAUUUCCCUUGAUGCAGAUAUUCGAGCUAGCAACAAACGCCCCAUUAUUCCCACUCCAGUGGCGUGGGCUGACGCCAGAAGAAGUCGACCAAGGCCAUCUAGACCGAGUGGACCGGAUCCUGCAGACAGAUGCAUCAUUCACGCAGCAUCUGACAGAGCGACUGCCGUCCGACUUUGGCACGGAGAAUAUCCAGCAGUUAUCGUCGCUGCUGUUGUUGAUGUUGCAGAAAAACCCGAAGCAGCGGGUUUCCACGGGCGAUUUACUCUGCCAUCCCUUUUUAACGAUCUGA
Molecule: messenger RNA, 1134 nt
Organism: Aspergillus wentii DTO 134E9
Lineage: Eukaryota; Fungi; Ascomycota; Eurotiomycetes; Eurotiales; Aspergillaceae
Exons: 4
Coding region: 1-1134 (377 amino acids)
Biological process (GO): protein phosphorylation; regulation of mRNA processing; spliceosomal complex assembly
Molecular function (GO): protein kinase activity; ATP binding
Source: RefSeq, a predicted model, not a curated record